Serendipita indica DSM 11827 is the source of this 846-nucleotide messenger RNA. NCBI's taxonomy places the organism in Eukaryota, Fungi, Basidiomycota, Agaricomycetes, Sebacinales, Serendipitaceae. The record is from the annotation of a GenBank genome assembly.
AUGGGCAUUGCGGCGGUGAUAAACUCCACAUUUGUCGCAAACACUGCGUCUGUUCCACGAGAGGACAUGGCUACUGCGGUCGGAGCUGUAUAUCUCUUUCGCACCACAGGUCAAGUCAUUGGCGUGAGCUUGUCUGGAACGUUAUUCCAAGCCAUCCUCAUCAAACAACUACGAGAAAGGAUGCCGGGUUCUAACGCCAGUAUCAUCAUCGGCGCGGUUAGGCGUAAUGCGGGACUUGUUAGAUCCCUCGAAGGUGCUCAGCGACAAGCAGCUGUCGACUCGUUUGCGAUCGCAUUGAGAACAGUCUUCAUCUGCCAAGCUGCUCUGUCAUUACUCACCCAACAAGAUGUCCGUAUCCUGUGCUUGGGUUUGGACGCGGCAGGGAAGACGACGCUGCUUUAUCAACUCCAGUUAGGAGAGGUCGUAUCGACCGUGCCGACUAUUGGCUUCAAUGUCGAGACAUUGGUCUACAAGAACAUUAAACUUGUUCUUUGGGAUCUCGGAGGCCAGUCGAGCAUCCGUAGUUACUGGCGUUGCUACUUCCAACACACUUCGGCGAUCAUCUACGUUAUAGAUGCAGCAGACAAGGAUCGGCUACACACGACCAAGGCGGAGUUGUUGUCAAUACUAGACGAGGAUGAGCUCAAGGGUGUCCCAGUCCUUGUCUUUGCGAAUAAGCAAGACAUUCCUGGUGCAUUGCCUCCCGCAGAGAUUAGUGAAGAGCUUGGUUUGGCAGGCGGCGAAACGACGAGGCCUUGGAGUGUACGAGGUUGCUGUGCGAUCAAAGGGGAAGGCUUACACGAUGGUCUCGAUUGGCUUGUAUCCAUGUUGACAGCUUCCAAGUGA